Molecule: messenger RNA, 666 nt
Organism: Juglans microcarpa x Juglans regia
Lineage: Eukaryota; Viridiplantae; Streptophyta; Magnoliopsida; Fagales; Juglandaceae
Product: protein SPIRAL1-like 5
Exons: 2
Coding region: 138-467 (109 amino acids)
Biological process (GO): cortical microtubule organization
Cellular component (GO): cortical microtubule, transverse to long axis
Source: RefSeq, a predicted model, not a curated record
UACAUACAUACAAACGAUCGAAUUGAAUGAUCAUGAUGAGCACGCACUAGUACUGUAUAUAUUAGGGUUCUUUGCACUUUGUUACCCUAGCUAAUUUCUAAUUAAUUGAUUAACAGAUCUUAGAGGCCGCAGCCAUCAUGAGUAGAGGUGAGAGCUAUGGUGGCGGGCAAAGUUCCUUGGGCUACCUCUUUGGCUCUGAUCAUCAUGAUGAUCAGAAACCCAGUACUGUCUGUCCUCCCAGCACACGGACUUGUAACCCACCUCCAUAUGGUAUCGAUACCAGUGCUGUCGAUCAGAAGCCUCCCGCUGGUCAUUCUCCUACAGAGAAAGAAAAGGUGUCAAACAACAAUUAUCACCGAGCUCAAGGCCAAAACUCAGGAAACUUCAUAACUGAUCGUCCUUCAACAAAAGUCAAAUCUGUUCCAGGUGGAGAUUCCUCUCUUGGUUACUUGUUUGGAGAUAAGUAAUAUUAACCCCUUUCUCCAAACUUCAGCUCUAAUAUGGGAUUUGAUGUAGCUUUUAUCUGGGUUUCGAUUAGUAUAUAUGUUUUAAAAUAAGGGACAGUCCCCAGAAGGGUUUGGAUUUACAUAGGUCCUAGCUAAUUUGUGUAUGGUGUUUGAUUUUCUUAUAGAUUGUACGUGUGUAAUGAUAUCUGCAGAUAGUUCA